Molecule: messenger RNA, 1216 nt
Organism: Dunckerocampus dactyliophorus (ringed pipefish)
Lineage: Eukaryota; Metazoa; Chordata; Actinopteri; Syngnathiformes; Syngnathidae
Gene: med7
Product: mediator complex subunit 7
Exons: 2
Coding region: 159-920 (253 amino acids)
Biological process (GO): regulation of transcription by RNA polymerase II
Cellular component (GO): mediator complex
Molecular function (GO): transcription coregulator activity
Source: RefSeq, a predicted model, not a curated record
GUGUACAUCUCAGCCAGUAAAAUCAUAGUAGAGUCAUUCCCCAUGUCCGCUCUCGGGUAUGGUACACAAAUCCAAUCUGUCCUGUAAUUUAGCGUUCAUAAAUCUCAAACAAAACGUUAACGUUGCCUGACCUAAGGAGCCAUUUCAGAGACGACAUCAUGGGUGAACCACAGCAGGUUAGCGCCCUGCCUCCUCCACCAAUGCAGUACAUCAAAGAGUAUACGGAUGAAAAUAUCUGCAAGGGGGUGGCGCCCAAACCGCCUCCACCUAUCCGAGACAGCUACAUGAUGUUUGGCAACCAGUUCCAGUGUGAUGACCUGAUCAUUCGUCCUCUGGAGAGCCAAGGCAUCGAGAGGCUUCAUCCUGUGCCGUUUGACCACAAACGUGAACUCAAGAAGCUCAACAUGUCUAUCCUGGUGAACUUCCUGGACCUUCUGGACAUCCUUAUUAAGAGCCCCGGUAGUAUAAAGCGAGAAGAAAAGCUGGAGGACUUGAAACUUCUGUUUGUUCACAUCCAUCACCUGAUAAAUGAGUAUAGGCCACAUCAAGCCCGGGAGACUUUGAGAGUGAUGAUGGAGGUGCAAAAGAGGCAGAGACUUGAGACGGCAGAGCGGUUCCAAAAACACUUGGAGCGGGUGGUUGAGAUGAUCCAGGGGUGCCUUGCCUCCCUGCCAGAUGACUUACCACAGAUUGAGGAAUCUGACAGUGCUGGAGAUGGGACAAGAACUGUGGCUGCUGGAAGCAGUGUUGGGCCUUCUGGGCAGGGUCCCAGGCUGAAAACAGAGCCUAUGGAAGUAGAGGAAGUAGGAGCAAGCUGUAUGGCAGCUGCUCACCAGAACAAGGGUGCACCUACAAUAAAGAAGGACAAAACAUGGGACAAAGAUGCUGCCAUGUGCAGUAUUAUUGAUAAAAUCGCCUAAGUUUUCUCCAGUGUGGACAUUUUUUUGUAAACCUCAUCUGUAAAUGUUUUUAAAUGUGAUUGUGUAAAGACGUUGGUUAUGUUGUCAUUGGGCUACCAGUUUUCUUUUGAAUUUAGUCUAUUUAAAAGCUUUGUAUGUAUUGUUGUAUGGCCUCAGGAAAGAUAUAUCCAUCCAUGCAUUGUCUGUAAUGAUUAUGCCAGGCAGUACUGCAGAGGAAACAUAAUUCAAAUUACACAAGAUUAGGGUGGCCAACUUUCCUUUGUAAUAAAGCCAAUAAAAAAAUAAUGUUUCUAAAA